Molecule: messenger RNA, 1981 nt
Organism: Fusarium redolens
Lineage: Eukaryota; Fungi; Ascomycota; Sordariomycetes; Hypocreales; Nectriaceae
Exons: 1
Coding region: 102-1535 (477 amino acids)
Molecular function (GO): oxidoreductase activity
Source: RefSeq, a predicted model, not a curated record
CACCGUUAUUCUCACCCGUCGAUAAAACCCCGAGCUGUCCUACCAUCCUCUCGCUCCUCACUCACGCACCACUCUCUUUCUCCUCAGUCCCUCCUUUCACGAUGAAGUUCUACACCUCUGCCCUCGCUUUGGCCUCAUGUGCCACCGCCAUUGUUGUCCCUGCUGGCACUGCACCAAAGUACGACGUUGAUAUUGCGAUCAUCGGCGGUGGAUCUUCUGGUAUCCACGCUGCCAUCAACCUUAAGGAUGAUGGUUUGAAGGUUGCUGUUAUUGAGAAGGAUAAGCAGAUUGGCGGCCAUGCUCAGACAUAUGUCAACCCUGUGACCAAGAGGCCUACCAACAUCGGUGUUGCGCUCUUCGAAAACACCAAGACUGUGCAGAAGUACCUCGGUCGCCUUGGUGUUGCUCUCGCAAAGAACAACCCCUUCUCUGCUACUACCAGCACAAACAAGCAGUAUGAUUUCACUCUGGGCAUUCCCAUUCCUGCUCAGUCUCAGGCUCAGGCUGCUGCUACCAAGGAGGCCAUGGCCGCUGCUAUUCAAGCUUAUGCUCAGAAUGUCCUCCCCAAAUAUCCCUGGAUCGACCAGGGUUAUUUGAUCCCCAACCCUGUUCCGCAGGAGCUUCUUUUGCCUUUCGGAGAGUUCGCUCAGAAGAAUAACUUCAGCGCCAUUCUUCCUCUUAUCAGUCAGCUGAACUGGUACCCCGGCAACAUCACCGCCAUCCCCACCAUCUACGGUAUCAAGAAGUUCGGCCCUGGUCUUCUCCAGAGUGUCUCCAGCGAGUUCCUCGUUGCCGCAUCGGGCGACACCCGAAGCAUCUAUGAAGCUGCCGCCAAGGUGCUCGGAGACAGCAUCUAUCUCAACUCCGAGGUCGUCAAGGUUCGACGAAAUGCUGAGGGUAAGGGCGUUGUUGUCGUCUUCAAGCAGAAUGGCAAGACUAUCACCCUCCGGGCGCGCAAGCUCGUCGUUGCUAUUCCUCAGACACGCGCCAACACCAAGAUGUUCGAUCUUUGCGAGAAGGAAAGGAAGCUCAUCACCAAGUUCUCUGCUUUCGGCUAUGUUGCCGGUGUUGCUCACAUUCCCGGUCUUGAGAACGGUCUCCAGAACGUCGGUGCUCUCACCCCCGCCAACGUGCCCCUCGUCCCUGGCAGCAACGGCUACUUCCAAACUGGUUCACCCAACGACUUCCUCAUCGGUGCUGCUUUCGACAACACUGACUACACCCUCGCGGAUGCCAAGGCUCUUAUGCGCAAGGAACUCGCCACUGUGGCUCGUGUUGGCGGUGCCCCAGCUGAUGCUGCCGGCAAGGUCACUUUCCCUAUGCUUGAGGACCAUGCUCCUUACUACCUUCACGUUACCGGCCACGAUAUUGCCCAGGGCUUUUACCGUGAUCUCCUUGCGCUUGAGGGAUAUCGCAACACUUACUGGACCGGUGCUGUGUUUGCUGGACACAACAGCGGUUUGAUCUGGAACUGGAAUGACGGUACGGUUCUGCCUGCUAUUAAGCAGGCUCUUGAGCUUGAGACUUCUCUGUAGAGUGGACUCUCAUAUGAGAUUAUGUAUUACUUUCGCUAUAAAUCUUUUCUUUUUUAAACUUUCAUAGAAAUACUACGAUUUAAUGCAAGGCGCUGCAAAUAAUGUCCCAAUAAAUAUCUUGCAAAAAGUAACACUUUCAUUGCGGCUCUUCGAUAGCCAAACCAACACAUGCCAACCAGUAGAUGCGUUGUACAUUGCAUUCUUGAAUCACCUAAAUUGUAUUGCAUUGCCUUUCGUGACUGCCCAUAACGUUUGCCGGCAAAGGCCGUGGAACCAUUGUCCCGCGGUUGAAUAAACUCCAAUGUGAAAAGAAUUUGCACAACACCACAAAAAGAGCGCGAAGAGGCUACUACAACCAUUCCAAUGCGUAAUCAGGGAAUCGAACCCUGGGCUCCCCGACGCUGCUCGAAUGGCAACGGAGAAUUUUACCACUAAACCAAUUACGC